Molecule: messenger RNA, 2417 nt
Organism: Triticum aestivum (bread wheat)
Lineage: Eukaryota; Viridiplantae; Streptophyta; Magnoliopsida; Poales; Poaceae
Exons: 4
Coding region: 806-2257 (483 amino acids)
Molecular function (GO): protein binding
Source: RefSeq, a predicted model, not a curated record
UGGUCAGCCAGUAAAACAGAAGCUCUAUCCUGUCCGAAGCCGAUUGCGCGGCGACCGAUCGCCAAAUACAGGCCGGUUCUGCACAAGUUUCGUUCUGCAGUUUCCGCGGAUUUUGGUGGACAUCCAAGAGCUAGUCGUCCCCUCCAAAGUCCGAACUCCAUCCCAACCACGCGGUUCCUCUCAGAUCUAGGGUUUCCAUACAGAGAGAGAAAUGCGGGGAGAUUAAUUGGAGGCGAGAGAUGGGUCAGCAGCCCAUCCACCGGCCGAAUGCCGACGCAGCCGCGCUCCCUCGUCGCGCCGUCGUCUUCCUUUUCUCCCAGUCUGGCGCGUCGCGCCGCAUCAGCAACACCUGCAAGGGAGCUUCGUGGCCGUCCGUCGCUCGAGCGCUGGCAGCGGCGCCGGCUUCCUAAUUUGCUCUUGCCGGCCGUCUGGCCGGCGACUGCGGCCUCUGCUGCACUUGUUUGCAGUUCCGGAAGAGGCCGGCGAAUAAAAAGCAGCUCCUUUUCGAGCUGCGUACAGAAAUCGACCCCUUUCUGUAUUCAUUUCGGACGGAGAUCAGCUCCAUCUCUUUCUCGGUCAACCCCCAGCAGAAUUAAGGGGAUCGCCUUCCAAUUUCGAGUUUGCUCUCCAAUUUCUGACUCCUAAGUUGGAAGCUUGAACCAAGCCAUUAUAUAUCCCCUCCAAGCGGUCGGCGCCGAAGCCAUCAGGUUCAGUGGAGACCGAGCCACCCGCGAGUCAUCAAAAAACACAUCCGGCGACGAGGACCUCCCUCGCUCCUCCUCUUGGUCAUCGGCUGAUCUACACCAUGGAGGAUGGUAAUCGAGAAGACAUGCUUAGCAACUUGCCUGAUCAUAUUUUGCUCACCAUUCUUGACCGGCUCAAUGUUUGCGACGCUGCAAGAACAUGUGUCCUCUCCCGACGGUGGCAGCAGCUCCCUGCUAUGCUCUCUCAAAUUAAGAUAGACGUUUUGGAUUUCCUCCCUGAGGGAACAACUGCAUGCUACCAACGCGAAAUUGUUCGAAUCAAUGGAGCUGCGGUUGAAGCAACAAAGAGCAUCAUGUCACGCAGGGAUCCAAGCCGAAACACCAUCCACCUCCUGUCCAUGAAGUUCUUUUUGAGAGACAAUGACACCAUAUCCAUUGGACAUUCUGUUGGCCAGAUCAUGGCUACCCACAAGGUUGAGAUAGCCCAAUUCGCAAUUUUGACAGAGGCGCAUUACUCCUGCCGCGGCGAUGAUGAUCUGGUCUACUAUGGGAGAAAUUUUAUGUUGUUCUUUGAAGCUUGCCCGGGUGCAUUUGGUGGUCUCACGCGCCUCAAACUGCAGGAUUUGAGAUUUGGUAAAUCAGACAUCUGUAAUGUCCUCCUUACCUGCAAGCAACUAAAACACCUACGCAUGUUCAAUUGCGACUCAGGGGUUUGGACCACACUGCAAGUUGAACACCUGGAGCUCAGUGAGCUUGAGAUCGUUAAUUGUUCAUUUAGAAAAGUCGUGCUCAUCUCCCUCCCAAAACUCACACAGAUGGCCUUUCAUGGUUGGAUCGCUUUCCAAGAUCCACUAUCAGUUGGUGAUGUACCAUUGCUCGAGACUGUAGAUCUCACCAAUGUUUGUCUUAGUAGCCACAAAAUGGUCAAGUUAAGUAAGUUUCUUGGCGGCACCUCUGUGCGUAACCUGAGGUUAGGAUUUGAGAGCGAAAAGAUUUGGGUGCAACCAGAACAUCUGACGAGACAGCUGGCAUCCGUGUUCUACCAGCUAACUUUUGUGCAUAUGGCUGAAAUUCCAGAAGGGUAUGACCUCUCCUGGUCAUUGUUCAUUCUUGAAGCUGCGCCCAACUUGAAGGAGCUAUAUUUGACGGUGUGGGAUCAUUUGUGUACAAUGGAAAUGGACAGGGAGAAGAGGAGGGCACUCUCGUAUAGCAUAAGGAAGGGUGUAAGGUGGGAAUCAUCUGCAUCUCGUUUCCAGCACCGGAGUCUGGAAACGCUAGUAAUCUUUGGUUUUGAAUCUGAAGAAUACAUGCUGACGCAUGUCAGGUGUGUCAUGGAAGCCGCGGUGAAUCUAAAGAAUGUGUUCCUAUACAAUAGGCUGGCGUGUAAGAUGUGCCGCGACAACCCUCUGCCGUCCAGCUUCCCCUUUGCUGAGACUAAGAAGCUUUUGGUGGAGAAGAUAAUUACCAGUGGGAUCGAUUCAGCUGCCUCAAUUCACUUCCUGGCCGGCAAAGCUAUAUGGGCUUCUCAUGUUGCAAAGAAGAACUUCCCAUAGUGUCUUUAGUUCAAGUUUGUGUUGUAACUUGUAAUGCCCUUUGUGCCAAAGCUGAUAACAUAAUUUGAGUCAACUUUAGUAUUCCUUGAUUGAAUGAAGUGUAAGUUUAAUCCUGGCAGCAUUUUGUUUUAUCAGUAAGACGGGAACAUAUGCUCCUUUU